AUGUCGGGGCAUUCAGAAGACUCCAAGGCAGGAUCAGCGGCACCCGCCUACGAUGAGAUUCUACCCUCUCGCACAGGCCAAGAUGUUCGUCACGCUUCGUCUCGAAUGCCUUGGUGGAACCCUAGGUACUGGGGGAAGAUCAUCUGGGCUGUUGUUAUUCUGGCCUUCGUCGUUAUGUUGAUCAUCGUCAUCGCUGUUUCGGUCACGAAAGUGAAGGAGAAUAGAUAUCCCGAUUACUCGCCGUUGUCAUAUAGCCUGGCCGAUACAUAUGGAGGAGAAUCCUUCUACGAUCAGUUCGACUACUUCACAGGAUACGACCCCACCCAAGGCUUCGUUCAUUACGUCCCACGGGAACAAGCGCAAUCUCUUAACUUGACUUCUGCUACUGCUGAUUCUGCGUUCCUAAGAGUCGACACUUCUGUUGGCCCCAACGACGAGCCUAAUGCUUCAACAGGCCGUUUCUCGGUCCGAGUCGUGUCAAAAAAGACAUACGACAGCGGCUUGUUCAUAUUUGAUGUCAAGCAUACUCCUGACGGCUGUGGUACUUGGCCUGCUUUGUGGCUAACUGAUCCUUCGAACUGGCCAGAAAACGGCGAAAUUGACAUCAUGGAAGCAACAAACAAGGCGGAAAAUGGAAACCAGAUGACGCUCCACACUACUAAAGGUUGUUCCAUGGACGUGCGUCGUAAAAAUACAGGCGAAACUCUGCGGAAGGACUGUAAUCACGAACUGAACGACAACGAUGGCUGCGGUGUUAAGUCGGACGCUGAUGGAUACGGCACUGGCUUCAACAAAAACGGGGGAGGUAUCAUGGCUGUGGAAUGGCGAAAGGAAGGUAUUCGCAUGUGGCAGUUUGCCAGGAACUCAAUUCCUUCAGACAUCAAGUCAAACAAACCCGCACCUAGCACUUGGGGUAUUGCCGUCGCCGACUUUCCCAACACGGACUGUGACAUUGGCUCUCACUUCAAGAACCAAAGUAUCAUUGCCAACAUCGACCUGUGCGGCAGUCUGGUGUACAAUGUUUGGGAUAAAACCGGGUGUCCUGGUAACUGCAAGAGCCUCGUUGCGGACAAUCCUGAAGCAUUCAAGAAUGCCUACUGGGAGUUUGGUUCUUUCCAAGUGUACCAAGCAAAGUAA
Molecule: messenger RNA, 1137 nt
Organism: Fusarium venenatum
Lineage: Eukaryota; Fungi; Ascomycota; Sordariomycetes; Hypocreales; Nectriaceae
Product: concanavalin A-like lectin/glucanase domain-containing protein
Biological process (GO): glucan catabolic process
Molecular function (GO): hydrolase activity, hydrolyzing O-glycosyl compounds
Source: RefSeq, a predicted model, not a curated record